This is a messenger RNA of Kalmanozyma brasiliensis GHG001, 1251 nucleotides long. Its product is annotated as NLI interacting factor. The record is from RefSeq and is a predicted model, not a curated record. Gene Ontology annotation, molecular function: phosphoprotein phosphatase activity. The coding region runs from base 1 to 1251 and encodes 416 amino acids. The transcript has a single exon. Lineage: Eukaryota; Fungi; Basidiomycota; Ustilaginomycetes; Ustilaginales.
AUGACGGACUCUAAUAAGCCGAGCGCGGAUGCUCAAGAGGCUGCUCCUUUGACGUCGGCUGUCUCCUCAUCAUUAUCAAUAGAAGCCGGCCCAUCUCGUCUGACGCCCCCUUCCGACCGCCAGGAUGACAAGAUAGACGGUGCAGGUGAAGAGGCCACAUCGGACCUGUCAAACGCACCUAAGGUCGGCUUCUCGAUCAAGUACCAGGGUACCUUGCUGUCGGCGCGACUAGCUGAAGAUGAGACAGUAGCCGACCUCAAGGCCAUCCUGUUCUCCAUGACCGACGUACCACCCGAAAGUCAGAAGCUGCUCGGCAUGGUCAAGGGCAAGCAGCCGAUCGAUGAGACCCAGCUCGGCUCGAUUCCAUACGCUCCUGCCGCUCUCAAAGCUCGACCUGCCUCCACAAGAGCGAAUAGCACCACCACCGAUACAGCUGUCGCUGCGGACCAAGCGUGCAAGAUCACAGUGCAAUUUACACUGCUCGGCACUCCAGAGGCGGGGCGAUUCAGGGACCAGACCAUCCCGAGUCUCUUGGCUGGCGACCAAGGAGAGGCAGACAAGGACCUCGACUACCUCGAGCUCCCCAAAGCUGAAGGGCCCAAGCUCAAGCCACACGAAGAUCCCAAGUAUCGCGCCAAGCUUGAAAAGACCAUCAGCCGCUUCUCCGACUUUCCCAUCAUCAACCCGCCCCGACCGGGCAAGAAGCUGCUCGUGCUCGAUCUCGACUACUGCAUCGCCGACACCAAACGCUUGCUUGAUCCUAACUCACCCGCUUCCCUAGCGGCUCGUCCUGGUCUACAUGAGAUGCUCAAAGCGGUCUACCCGUACUAUGACAUUUGCGUCUGGUCGCAGACAUCGUGGCGUUGGCUUGAGAUCAAGCUGGUGGAGCUCAACAUGCUCGGCAAUCCGGACUACAACAUCUCCUUUGUCAUUGACCGCACGCCCAUGUUCCGCGUUCAUUCCCAGGUGGGCACGCACGAGGUCAAGGCGCUCGAAUUCAUUUGGCGCAGGUGGCCCGACGUGUACGGCCCGCACAACACGAUCCACAUUGACGAUCUCAGCCGCAACUUUGCCAUGAACCCACGCAAUGGCCUCAAGAUCAAAGCUUACAGAGCGGCUCCGAACUUCGACACAGAAUUCGAGGCUCUUCGCCGGUAUCUGCUGCAGCUUGCUCAUCCAAGCGUGACCGACUUUACCAAGUACGAGCAUAUGCAUAACGCCUGGAAGCACUUUCAAGGUCCCUCGGUGUGA